Messenger RNA from Chaetomium fimeti, 1349 nucleotides. Its product is annotated as S-adenosyl-L-methionine-dependent methyltransferase. Lineage: Eukaryota; Fungi; Ascomycota; Sordariomycetes; Sordariales; Chaetomiaceae. The record is from RefSeq and is a predicted model, not a curated record. The transcript has 2 exons. The coding region runs from base 234 to 986 and encodes 250 amino acids.
GGCAAGGGCGCGUGGUGGGACUCGGAUAAUCCCAAGGCCUCAGAGGGGUUUGGAUUGAGCAGUCCACGGGCCUUCUUUCGCCCGCGACUCAUGAAUGAGUCAACCAUGCGGUGACGUUUUGGGCAGAUAUCUUCUUAAAACCACGCCCGUAGACAAGCCGAGACGUUCUUCUCAUCCCAAAACCCCUUUCAUGGCCCAUCCCAUCACCGUUUAAACCACACCACCUGUCCAUCAUGUCCCCAACCGCCGCAUCCCUCGCCAUCCCGGCCAGCCCCCGCGUGCACGCCCUCCUCCAGCGGCUGCACGCGGCAUCGGCAGCGCAAGAGCACACCCUCUCGCAGUCCUGGUUCUACCUCAAGCGGCUCAUCGCCUUCCACCUCUUCUCCACCACCUGGGCCGCGGCGGCCGACGACCACAUGCGCGACAAGUUCGUUGCGCUCGAGGAGGACAAGUGCCACUUCGUCUACCUGCUGGCCCGAUCCUCGGGCGCCCUCAACAUCGUCGAGGCCGGCACCAGCUUCGGCGUGUCUACCAUCUAUCCUGCCCUGGCUGUGGGCCAGAACGUGGCCGACCAGAAGGCGAGGGGCGCGAGUGUCAGUGGGCGGGUUGUGGCGACCGAGAAGGAACCGACGAAGGCGGCGCGCGCGAGGGAGCAUUGGGCUGAGGCUGGUGACGAGAUCGCCGGUGUGAUUGACCUACGCGAAGGCGACUUGCUGGAGACGUUGAAGAGGGACGAUAUGCCGGAGCAAGUUGAUUUUCUGCUGCUUGACAUCUGGACCCCUAUGGCGCUCCCUACACUCAAGAUCGUCAAGCCCCGGUUGAAGAAGGGCGCGAUAGUUCUUGCGGACAACACGAAGAUGGCUCGCGCGCUCUACAAGGAGUAUCUUGACUAUCUCCACGAUCCAGCAAACGGCUUCAAGACGACCGAGGUUCCAUACUCUGGUGGCUUGCAGAUGUCCGUCUAUCUCCCGGAUGAGAGUUCUUAGCUGAGCUUGGGUUUCGUGCGAGGGAGUACAUAACAACGUGGUAAUUCCUGCAAGCGUACCUACCUAGGUAGGUACCUAGGUAGGAAUACACUGUGCCCGAGGUAGGAAGGACGGGGCGUUUUAGUUCAGCAGUGCAUGAUGCAUAAAAUCGUCGCAUUCUCCUUUCCUUCGGCUAAAUUGUUCCGAAUGGGAAACGUCUCUUAUAUCUCCUCAUAUUUAAACCAGGACUAUUAUUAACUUGCAGUCGAGAAUGGGUUGUUGAAGUACAUCCCUCGGCGUUCAUUUGUUUGACGUGAAAGCCCCCACGCAGCAAUCCCACACCUCUACCAAGGUACCUACCCACACAAUCAAUCCAGCAUCUCC